This is a messenger RNA of Verticillium alfalfae VaMs.102, 876 nucleotides long. RefSeq lists its product as hypothetical. The record is from RefSeq and is a predicted model, not a curated record. The coding region runs from base 1 to 876 and encodes 291 amino acids. NCBI's taxonomy places the organism in Eukaryota, Fungi, Ascomycota, Sordariomycetes, Glomerellales, Plectosphaerellaceae. The transcript has 2 exons.
AUGUACAACCAGCAACGCCUUGCCAUGCCGGAUUACUUCCCCGUGGCCUCGUCCUCCUCGGCCGUCAUGCAGGCCCAGUCCCAGCCCAACUAUGACGCCUACGCCGCCGCCCCCAACGUGGGCAUCCCCCCCAUGCAGCACCGCGCCUCCUCGGGCGCCUGGACCCCACAAGACGACCAGACUCUCCUGGCGGCACGCGCGCAGGGCCUCAACUGGGCACAGAUUCAGAUCACCUACUUUGGAAACAAGACGCCCAAUGCCUGCCGCAAGCGCCACGAGCGCCUCAUGGAGCGCAAGGGUGCCGACGACUGGGACAACCGCAAGCUUGAACGUCUCGCCAAGGAGUACAUGAGCAUGCGCAGACAUCUGUGUAUGUCCAACGGCCUCAAGAACUUGCAGAGCGCUGCCCGCAGCGCCGCGGGCCGCGAACGUCUGGAAUCCGGCCAGCCACUACCACCAGGGUAUGACGAUGAUAGCGGAAUCAGCGGCAUCGGGUUGACACCUGUUGACGAGCUAGACCCGUCCUACAGUAGCCCCGAGACGGCCUCGUCGGGCGGCCAUUCGGCCAGCGGCGAAAGCAACGGUUACGCCUCGCAACACCACCAGCACCACCACCAGCACUUUGCCAUGCAGCCCAUGCCUGGGUCCUACUACGGCCACCACCAUCAGCAGCAGAACCACCAUGGUACACAAGCUCGGUCUCGUCGAACGGUCAGGUGCUGCGUACAGUGGCUCCGGCCACACGGGGCACUCAACAAAGCCCGGAGCCCGUACCAUGCAUCCGCACGGUCAGAGGCUGCCGAGCGUCGAUAUGGGCAUCGAUGCCAUCAUCAACAGACCUGGCGGUGUGCAGCAGUUGUGACGAUGACGCAAUGA